AUGUUCAGGUCAUGUAUGGCUCGGUCACAGCGAUCCAUUAGAAUACAAAAUGCAUUAAAACCAAAUAUUUUGUCUGUGACACCGGUUUUUCUCAAGCAAAAUACAACUAUUCGUUUCAAUUCCACCAAGUCCAGUGAAAUCGCUGAUAAAGUAUCUGAAAUUAAGAAUGAAUUAACAUCAUUCGAUCACGAUGUAAACCCUACUGGAUAUAUCAGUGAUAUGACUUCAGAUCAAUUAGGUUAUUUAGACUCUAUUGGAUUAGCACAAGGGUAUGGCCCAACUGCGCUUAUUGAACGUUUAUUAGAAUAUUCGCAUGUUUAUACUGGCUUACCAUGGUGGGCCACUAUUAUAUUGACAACUGCAGCAGUUAGAUCUGUUAUGUUCCCAUUAUACGUGAAAGCCUCUAUUAACGGGGCUAAGAUGGCUAAAAUCAAGCCUGAAUUGGAUCAAGUUAUGAAGGAGUUGAGAGAAGCAGAAAAUCCACAGGAACAAGUCCAAGCUGCUCACAAAAGAAAGGCUUUAAUGAAGGAUAAUGAUGUGCAUAUGUCACACCAGAUGUUUCCUGUGUUUCAAUUACCAAUUGCUUAUGGGUUCUUCCAGGGUUUAAGAAAGAUGGCUAAUCACCCAGUUGAAGGUUUUUCCACUCAAGGUAAUGCCUGGUUCGAAGAUUUAACCCAAGUUGAUCCUUACUGUGGAUUACAAAUUAUAUCUGCAGCUGUAGUUAUAAGUAUGGUAAGAUUAGGGGGUGAAACAGGUGCAGCUGCUAUGAAUCCAAUGAUGAAGAAGGUUAUGACUUAUGUCCCAAUUCUUUCUAUAUUCAUUACUAAAGAACUUUCAGCAGCAGUUGUAUUAUAUUUUGCCGCCAAUGCUAUCUUCUCGUUUAUCCAAGCUUUGGUGUUGAGAAAUAAAUACUUCCGUAAGUUUGCAAAAAUGCCACCAAUAGUGCCUCCAUCAUCAAUUCCUGGCGCUAAACAACCCCCAGCAACGGUCAGUGAAUGGUGGAAAGAGUUCAAUCAAAAUAUGAACCAAAACGUCGGAAAGAAAAUGAAGGAGUCUAAUACAAAAUUAGGUGCAAUCCAUAAGAGAAAGAAUGAAGUUAGUAAUGGAUUUAUUAAGAAACAUUAA
This is a messenger RNA of Debaryomyces fabryi, 1125 nucleotides long. Its product is annotated as membrane insertase. Gene Ontology annotation, biological process: mitochondrial respiratory chain complex IV assembly; protein insertion into mitochondrial inner membrane from matrix. Gene Ontology annotation, cellular component: mitochondrial inner membrane. Bases 1 to 1125 code for a protein of 374 amino acids. NCBI's taxonomy places the organism in Eukaryota, Fungi, Ascomycota, Pichiomycetes, Serinales, Debaryomycetaceae. Gene Ontology annotation, molecular function: membrane insertase activity. The record is from RefSeq and is a predicted model, not a curated record. The transcript has a single exon.